Phragmites australis (common reed) is the source of this 2188-nucleotide messenger RNA. Its product is annotated as BTB/POZ domain-containing protein At3g50780-like. NCBI's taxonomy places the organism in Eukaryota, Viridiplantae, Streptophyta, Magnoliopsida, Poales, Poaceae. Bases 364 to 1920 code for a protein of 518 amino acids. The record is from RefSeq and is a predicted model, not a curated record. The transcript has 3 exons.
GUUCCUUGCAGCUGCUGCAGGGCCGGAGGAAGGACGGCACGAAAACCCACGACUGCGUGCUCUCGGUUGACCAAACAGUAAGGACAACGCAUUGGAUUCGGGCCAACGAUAUCCUAUUCUACGACACUUGCUUCUGCACUACUACUUUACUCCACUGUUGCUACCUUGUACCUACCAGAAACCCAAAAUGGUAGCCAGGACAGAGCAGCCGAGAGCCGGUGAGUGAGGGAGUCAGAAGCAGUUGGGUGAAAUUGUGGCUUGAAUUGUCUGACUUGCAGGACCAAGGCUUGGUUCUCUGGUUCGUGGGGUGAUUGUUGAGAUUCCAAGAAACCGGAUGUGAAGCCCGGCCUCGAGUUCGAAGGAAUGGAGGGAUCGAGGCUGAGGAGGGGUUCGCCGGGGCCGGCGAGGCUCCGCACCGUGCCGAUUGCCGUCACACCGGAAGGGUUCUGGUGCUGCCCGUCCCCUGCCGCGCUGCACAAGAGCCUCAAGAACCCGUACCACCAUGGCGGCGGCGGCGGCGCCGGCCACAAGCAACCGCCGCCGCAGCAGCACAAACCCCCAUCAGCUCCUCCGUCCAAAGCCCCCUCAGUCCAGACUGCGUCGCCUGUGACCGACGAGCCGGCGCCCGUCGUCGAGCAGCAGAACCAGUUGGCGGCCGAGGCGGCGCCGGAUAGGCAGCAAGAACAGCAGCACAAGAUCUGCGUCGGGUUCGGGCGGCCGGAGACCAGCGACCUGACGGUGAUGCUGUACGAGAAGGAAGGCAUCGCCGUCAGGAUGAGUGUGCACAGGGAUGUUCUCUGUCAAAGCAGCGUAUUUUUCGCCGAGAGGCUGGCCGGCGGCCAUGGCCCGCCGGCGCCCUCCGUGGAGAUCCACGACUGCGACAACGUGGAGAUCUACGUGGAGACCGUUGGGCUAAUGUACUGCGACGAGGCGAAGCACAGGCUGCUCAAGCAGAGCGUCUCGCGCGUUCUGCGCAUCAUGAAGGUAGCGGAGUUGCUUGGUUUCCAUGCAUGUGUCAAGUCAUGCUUGGAUUAUUUGGAAGCUGUCCCUUGGGUCGGCGAUGAAGAAGAUAAUGUCGUGUCAUCGAUAUGGCAUCUUCAGAGCAAGGAUUAUGGAGUUAGUCCGUUGCUAAAAAGGAUUACAUCUGACAAUCUGAACUCACCAAGUGAUACAUUAGCAAAUAUAAUGGAGAUGGUACUGACGAGCACAGAUGAUAAGGGGCGUCGGGAAAUGAAAGCCUUAGUUCUGAAUCUUCUAAAAGACAGCAGCCAUUGCGCUGAUGGAUCGUCAAACAUCUGUUCUGAAAUGUUGUACAGUUCGUGCCGAGGUUGCUUGGACAGACUCCGACAACUAUUUGCAGGAGCAUCUGAAGAAGAUUUUUCUGCUAAAGUUACACGGCAAAUAACUCUAGAGACUGAUAAUCUCCUAUGGUUGGUUGAGAUAUUGGUUAACCAGCGAAUCGGCGAUGAUUUUGUGGCGAUCUGGACAAGCCAAACUGAACUUGCAGAAUUGCAUGCAAAAUUGCCAGCUGCCUCUCGUCACACCGUGAGCUGUAUCACAGCGAGGCUUUUUGUUGGCAUUGGAAGAGGAGAGGUGCUUCCAUCCAAGAACACCCGUCUUCUUCUAGUGCAAGUCUGGCUGCAAGCACUAAUUGAUGACUACUCAUGGCUACAAUGCAGCUGCCGAUCGUUUGACAGGAAGCUUGUUGAGGAAGGGAUCGGACAGACAAUUCUAACACUUCCUUUGGAAGACCAGCGGUCUAUAUUACUGUCAUGGCUUGGAAGAUUCUUGAAGUUGGGCGAUAAAUGCCCGAAUCUGCAAUGGGCAUUUGAAGUAUGGUGGAGAAGGACUUUUGUCAGGCCUUAUGUCAAUGAGGCAGAGGCAGGUAAUGUUUUAUUGUCAGAUAGAAGUUCAUCUUGAAUUGACAGGGAAAGACUAAAUUUAGCUCAUCAUAGAAUCUUUGGGAGAAAUCAUUUUCCCUGAGGGGAAUGUCAUUGGUCAAUCUGACAUAAGACUUGGUAAGAAUUUGGGUGGCUUGUUUUUCUUUCCUCGUGUAAAGUUUGGAUGUGCAGAAGUUUGUAUAAGACUACGUGUUUAGCUUGUGUGUAAAAUCAGAUGAUUUUCCCUAUUUAUUGCAAGCAAAUUAUCAUCAAUGGAUCCUCUCCACUGUACCGCUUGUGACCUUCCA